GGAUCGAUGAUAUGAUGUUAGUUCAUCAAAUCUACCUACGUUGUUCGCCCUAAGUGUUGCAAACCGGCAAAGUUGAUUGCCGUUAACACAUUGGAUCCUUUUACGAGUCUUUUUAAAUACCUUCAUGGCGUCAUAUGAUUGAUGCUCGAGUAGGUUCGCCACGGUGCCUUUUGUUAUUCAUCAGCAGACAAUGUCUAAACCAGUCUUUGUUCUUCUCCAUGGGGCGUGGCAUAGCCCUAAAUGCUGGAACAGCCUUAUUUCCGAACUUGAAAAGGCGAACUACCGUGCCGUUGCUCCCGCCCUGCCUUCGACUGGCUCCACUCCGCCGACGCCCGACUGGUCAGGAGAUGUAGAAAUCAUUCGGAAGACAGUAACCGAUCUCAUCCAAAAACAUGAUGUCGUCGUCGUCGCGCAUAGUUUCAGUGGCAUGACUGCAGGCACCGCUUUAGAAGGCCUUGGCAAGCAGACAACCACGUUCAAGGGUCUGAAAGGCGGGGUUCUAAGACUGAUUUACAUCACCGCGUUUUUGGUACCUGAAGGCUUUCAACACUCUCCUCGUGGCACUCGCGACAACAUGGUUCCUGAAAUGAAGACUGAUCUCAAUGCCGGCAUUAUUACUAUCCGCCCGGAGGAUGCCAAGGACAUGUUUUAUCAGGACAUCGACGACGAAACUGUUGCUGAACUUGCCAAGGACUUACGCCCACAGAGCUUCGGAUCUUAUUGGAGCAUUACCAACUACGCUUCCUGGCGGCAUAUCCCAACCACCUAUAUCCUAUGUACUGCGGACCGACCAAGUACUGUGGUAGCCGCCCAGUAUCUCAUUGACACGGCCAUAGCAAGUGGUCCAAAUAAGAUUGAGAAAGUCAUUCGCGUUGAUACCGGCCAUUCUCCAUUUAUUAGUAGGCCUGAGUGGACUGCUCAGACUCUCAUCAGCGAGGCAACCGGGGGAUCCAAAUUUACCUAGUGCCUAUUACUAGAAGAUUAGCUGAAGAGUAGGAGUCAGGAUGGUUCUAUAGUAGGCA
This is a messenger RNA of Annulohypoxylon maeteangense, 1022 nucleotides long. Its product is annotated as alpha/beta-hydrolase. The record is from RefSeq and is a predicted model, not a curated record. The transcript is spliced from 2 exons. Lineage: Eukaryota; Fungi; Ascomycota; Sordariomycetes; Xylariales; Hypoxylaceae. The coding region runs from base 191 to 964 and encodes 257 amino acids.